AUGGAGGAGAAGGUUGCGAGGAAGAGAAAGGUGCCCCAGGACAACCAGGCACGUGGGCAGAGCUUCAGCCAGAGCUCGGAGCUGGUGAUCCGUGAGCAGCUUCAUGAUGGGGAGAAGCCCUACAAGUGCCUGGAGUGUGGGAAGAGCUUCAGGCAGAGCUCCGACCUGAUCUGCCACCAGGGGAUCCACACCGAGGAAUGGCCCUACGAGUGUGGGGAGUGUGGGAAGGGCUUCAGCUGCAGAUCCAACCUCAUCAUCCACCGACGCAUCCAUACUGGGGAGAGGCCCUACGAGUGUCCUGAGUGUCAGAAGAGGUUUCACACCAGCUCAGAUCUCCUCUGCCACCAGCGGAGUCACACAGAGGAGAGGCCAUUCCACUGCCCUGACUGCGGGAAGAGCUUUAAGCGCAACUCCCACCUCAUCAGGCACCGGCGCAUCCACACUGGGGAGAGGCCCUGCGAGUGUCCCUAG
This is a messenger RNA of Vidua chalybeata, 471 nucleotides long. Its product is annotated as zinc finger protein 586-like. Gene Ontology annotation, cellular component: nucleus. Bases 1 to 471 code for a protein of 156 amino acids. Gene Ontology annotation, molecular function: DNA-binding transcription factor activity, RNA polymerase II-specific; RNA polymerase II cis-regulatory region sequence-specific DNA binding. The transcript is spliced from 2 exons. NCBI's taxonomy places the organism in Eukaryota, Metazoa, Chordata, Aves, Passeriformes, Viduidae. Gene Ontology annotation, biological process: regulation of transcription by RNA polymerase II; central nervous system development. The record is from RefSeq and is a predicted model, not a curated record.